Candidozyma auris is the source of this 1107-nucleotide messenger RNA. It is a transcript of the gene LEU2, whose product is annotated as 3-isopropylmalate dehydrogenase. The record is from RefSeq and is a predicted model, not a curated record. Gene Ontology annotation, molecular function: magnesium ion binding; 3-isopropylmalate dehydrogenase activity; NAD binding. Gene Ontology annotation, cellular component: cytosol. The transcript has a single exon. Bases 1 to 1107 code for a protein of 368 amino acids. Lineage: Eukaryota; Fungi; Ascomycota; Pichiomycetes; Serinales; Metschnikowiaceae. Gene Ontology annotation, biological process: L-leucine biosynthetic process.
AUGGUUCAGAAAAAUAUUGUUCUUCUUCCUGGUGACCACGUGGGCACCGAGGUUGUAAACGAGGCCGUCAAGGUUUUGAAAGCCAUUGAGGAAGCAACGUCUCAAGAUAUCAAAUUCAAUUUUUCAACCCAUCUAAUUGGUGGUGCAGCCAUUGACAAGACCGGAGUGCCUUUGCCCGAUGAAGCCCUCGAGGCUGCCAAAAAGUCAGACGCUGUCUUGUUGGGAGCCGUUGGUGGCCCCAAAUGGGGUACUGGUGCCGUUAGACCAGAGCAGGGUCUUCUCAAGAUCAGAAAGGAAUUGGGCCUUUAUGCGAACUUGAGACCUUGCAACUUUGCAUCUGACUCGCUUUUGGACCUUUCUCCAUUGAAGGCCAGUGUUGUCAAAGGAACCAAUUUCACCGUGGUGCGUGAAUUGGUCGGUGGUAUCUACUUUGGUGAGAGACAAGAACAGGAAGAGUCUGCCGACGGUCAGAGCGCUUGGGACACCGAGAAGUACAGUGUCUCUGAAGUUGAAAGAAUCACCAGAAUGGCUGCCUUCAUGGCUUUGCAGCACAACCCUCCUUUGCCCAUCUGGUCCUUAGACAAGGCCAACGUGCUUGCCUCAUCUAGAUUGUGGAGAAAGACGGUCGACAAGGUGAUGAGCGAGGAGUUCCCUCAAUUGACCAUCAACCACCAGCUCAUUGACUCUGCUGCCAUGAUUUUGGUGCAGAGCCCAACUAAAUUGAACGGUGUUGUGAUCACGUCAAACAUGUUUGGUGAUAUUAUUUCCGACGAGGCUUCCGUGAUCCCUGGCUCCUUGGGUCUUUUACCUUCUGCAUCUUUGGCUUCAUUACCAGAUACAAAUAAGGCGUUUGGUUUGUACGAACCAUGCCACGGUUCGGCUCCGGACUUACCAGAAAACAAGGUCAACCCUGUCGCCACGAUUUUGUCGGCCGCUAUGAUGUUGCGCUUGUCAUUAGACUGCCUCAGAGAGGCAGAGGCCUUGGAGAAGGCUGUUCGUAACGUUUUGGACUCUGGUAUUCGAACCGCAGAUUUGAAGGGCUCAAGUUCCACUCAGGAAGUGGGCGAUGCCAUUGCUGCUGAGGUAAAGAAGCUUUUGCAGAAAUAA